GCCUUGCUCGUAGCUAGAUCCUGCCCACUUCCAGCUCGACCAGACCUCGCUGAGUCUUGUGUCUACCGUACAUCGCCGUCAUAUCUUCCAUUGAUCCUGCAGAACGUCCUCCACGACCGCCACUAUGUCCGACGCCGAUGACACCUCCAAGAUAACAGCCGAGGCGCUUCCGGAGCUCCUCAAGCUCGACCACGCCGUCAAGGUAGCAGGCAUUGACGUGGACGGCAUCCUGCGCGGCAAGCUCAUGGCCAAGAAGAAGUUCCUGUCUAUAGCAAAAGAAGGCUUCGGCUUCUGCUCCGUCGUCUUCGGCUGGGACAUGCACGACCAAACCUACUUCCGCGAGCUCGCCAUCUCCAACAAGGAAAACGGAUACAGAGACCUCAUCGCCGUGCCCGACCUCUCGUCCUUCCGCCGCAUACCCUGGGAGAACAACGUCCCCUUCUUCCUCGUAUCCUUCUUCGAUCCCGAGACGCAUGCGAGUCUGAGCGCGUGCCCGCGCAGCCUCCUCAGGCGGACGGUAGAUAAGCUCGCGGAGCGUGGGUACGGAGCCAUGGCCGGCGCGGAGUACGAGUUCUACCAGUUCAGAGCGCCGCAGUCCCACGAUGGGCCCGAACGCAAUUCCUCCUCGACGGCUUCGUUCCUGCGCGAUAACCCAGUCAACGCUCUCCCGUCGCUCACAGAAGGCAUGUUUGGGUACAGCAUAACGCGACCGGUGCAUAACCAGGACUACUACUACGGUAUCUUCGAUGCAUGCCUGAAGUUCAAUUGCGGGAUUGAGGGGUGGCAUACGGAGUCUGGGCCAGGAGUCUUCGAGGCAGCCCUCGAAUUCGGCGAAAUCUCCGCCAUGGCCGACAACGCCUCCCUCUUCAAGCUCGUUGUCAAGUCCCUCGGCAGCAAACACGGCAUAACACCCUGCUUCAUGGCGAAGCCGCGCGAAGGCCUGCCGGGCAAUUCGGGCCACAUGCACGUCUCCAUCGUCGACAAUGCCGGCAAAAACCUCUUCUACAGGGGCGAAGAGGACCCCUCCUCGCCCUACCCCGAUAUUCGAUAUCUGAGCGAUCUCGGCCGACACUUCCUCGCAGGCCUGCUGGACGGCUUGCCAGACAUAAUGCCGAUUUUGGCCCCGAACGUGAAUAGCUAUAAGCGGCUCGUGGAAAAUUUCUGGGCCCCAGUAACGGUGAGCUGGGGCCUCGAGCACCGCGCCGCCUCCAUCCGCCUCAUCUCCCCACCGACCUCCUCACCAAAGGCUACCCGCUUUGAAGUCCGCGUACCGGGCGCGGAUACGAACCCACAUUUCGUACUCGCCGCCAUCCUGGCGCUCGGCUGGCGGGGCGUGGAGAAGAAAAUGGAGAUUCCUAUACCACCGCUAGGCAAGGGCGAGGACGUAGGUGGAGCGAGCGACAAGGGAGUCAGACUGGCCAAGAGCCUGAAGGAGGCGACGCAGCGGUUUAUGAGCGAGGGCAGUGUGGCGCGGGAGGUGUUUGGGGAUGAGUUUGUGGAGCAUUUUGGCGGGACGAGGGAGCAUGAGAUUAGGUUGUGGGAUGAGGCGGUUACGGAUUGGGAGGUUAGACGCUAUAUUGAGGUGGUUUAGUUGGGGCUAUGGUUUUGACAUUUUGAGCUUUGGCGUAAGGAGCUAUUGGUUUCUGAUAUCCCUUUUCAUCUCUGCAACACUCAGCGACGAGAGUCCGACGACGCAAUGGACUUUUGAUGUAGCCUCGAUUAUGUAUUAUGCACUAUAUAUACACGUCAGUC
This is a messenger RNA of Trematosphaeria pertusa, 1752 nucleotides long. Its product is annotated as glutamine synthetase/guanido kinase. Gene Ontology annotation, molecular function: glutamine synthetase activity. Bases 125 to 1591 code for a protein of 488 amino acids. The record is from RefSeq and is a predicted model, not a curated record. The transcript is spliced from 3 exons. NCBI's taxonomy places the organism in Eukaryota, Fungi, Ascomycota, Dothideomycetes, Pleosporales, Trematosphaeriaceae.